Eutrema salsugineum is the source of this 1000-nucleotide messenger RNA. Its product is annotated as tropinone reductase homolog At2g29320. Bases 54 to 863 code for a protein of 269 amino acids. The transcript has 5 exons. The record is from RefSeq and is a predicted model, not a curated record. Lineage: Eukaryota; Viridiplantae; Streptophyta; Magnoliopsida; Brassicales; Brassicaceae. Gene Ontology annotation, molecular function: oxidoreductase activity.
AUAUCUGAUCCACAUUCAUUGUCUAUACCAUAACCUAUGGCAUUCCUGGUCACAUGCAAAAAAAAAAAAAAAUGGCUAAAAGAUGGAGUCUUGAAGGUAUGACUGCUCUGGUGACCGGAGGAGCCAGCGGAAUCGGGUAUGCCAUAGUAGAGGAGUUAGCUAGUUUUGGUGCUAAAAUCCAUGUAUGUGACAUAUCUGAAACACUGCUUAAUCAAAGUUUUAGCGAAUGGAAAAACAAAGGGUUUCUUCAAGUGAGUAUCUCAGUUUGUGAUGUAUCCUUGCACACUGAGAGAGAAACGUUAAUGCAAACUGUCUCCUCGUUGUUUGAUGGCAAACUCAACAUUUUCGUAAACAACGUGGGAGUACUUCGCGGAAAGCCAACAACAGAAUAUGACAAAGAAGAUUUCGCUUUUCAUUUCUCAACAAACUUGGAACCUCCUUUCCAUUUUUGCCAGCUUUCACAUCCUCUCCUAAAGGCCUCAAGCUAUGGAAGCAUCGUGUUCCUGUCCUCUGUGGCAGGGAUUGUAUCCAUUGACGGUAACUCCAUUUAUGGUCUAACGAAAGGAGCUCUGAAUCAGCUAGCUAGAAACUUGGCUUGUGAAUGGGCAAAAGAUGGCAUAAGAGCCAACGCUGUUGCACCUAAUAUAAUCAAGACUCCUCUGUCUCAACCUUAUCUUGAGGACGUUAGUUUCAAGGAGGGAUUGUUUGGUAGAACUCCACUUGGUCGCGCUGGAGAGCCGAAUGAAGUUGCAUCAAUAGUGGUCUUCUUGUGUCUACCUGCUGCUUCUUACAUCACAGGUCAAACCAUUUGUGUUGAUGGAGGUCUCACUGUUAAUGGCUUCUCCUAUCAACCACAUGCUUAAGUCAGAUCUUCUUUAUUUGUGGACAGACUCAUUAAUAACAGAUAUUAUUGUAUUCUCUACAAAGGACAACCAAAAUCUUGUCUUCAAUUUGUAUUCAGCCGUGCUUUGAAGAAAUGAAAAGGUAUUGCAAUGCGCUA